CUUUGCAGCUUGGACGUUCUCUACCGAGGGAAGGAGAGCGUACCUGUUUUUAUGGGCGCUUACUUUUUGUUUUCAACGCGUACAAGGGUCACGCGCUGAGCGUCCAUUUGUAACUCAUUCAUAAUUUAUAACAGGACCCCCUUUUCCCACAAUUCCUUGCGGCGUAGCGGACAGAGCUGUCUCCUCGGCUGUCUCUCCGCGCGGACAGUCUCUGGCGCAGCCUGCUGCUGACUUGACUGUGCAAGGACGGCGAGGAGACGCGGUGCGAGCGGCGGGGGAGGCGGGCACGGCGACGGGAAGGACGGGGGGAGUUUAGGCUGUGUCCCGCAUUCGGAAUAAGCCAGACGAGACUACAGCUCUGCUCGUGACGUGAAACGAGCUCCGCUAUAACCUUCAAAAAAAACGAGCUGCGUUUUUGACGGCUAACUUUCUGUCUGUUAGAACUCGCGAGCAAACCGUCGUGUGGCAACUGGGAAGAAACUAAAGAGACAGUCGGACGUUUGGACGAAGAAUGGGAUUUAAAGAACAUAUCUGCCAGCACUGAGUUGUGACAACACGGGAAUAUUCUGCGCUUGGGUGGAACAUAACCAGUACUGCUGCUAGGGGACACGCUCAGUUUAACGGCGUCGUCGUGUCCGUCCACUGGGAAAGGCAGCGGGAUGGCACUUAGGAACGGGGGAAAGUAACGUUAGCGUUAGCUCACUGGCUAGCUGCUAGCUGACUAGCAGGGCUGCUCACUAAGCCAUUCCUGGAGCAGAGGAGGGGCGCUCGGGCUUUGUAGCAUUGCAGAUCUGCCCUGCAUAUUUUUGGGGAGGGGGGUGGUGGGGGGUACUGCAAGAAUGGAGAAUCCCAAAUAUCUGCCACAACAACUCAGGUGGAUCUCUUGAGCCGCGUCGAAACAAUUCGUCACCGCCGGCCUGCGUCGGGACUUUGUCAGAAUCCGCCGGAUUGUUGGGACAAACGUUACUUCUUUUCGUAUUUACAAAAUGGGCAAGUUCUGCGCGUCUUAGUUACUGGAUCUUCAAGAGGGAGAUCAUGAAUUGGCCAACGUUGACGCGGAAUUAGCCCACCGGCUUGUCCUCAACAUAAACUUUUAUAACUGGAGACAUUCAAGGGGAGAGAACUUCUUUACAGGCCCCUUGUGUGCCAACCAACAGGCCGAGGAGCAGCCCGACCAUUUCCCCUUCCCAGCAUCCUCCAUCGUCUUCCUCAUCAUCACUUGAACAGCAGCCGGAAUAACCAUGUCGGGAGAGGUGCGUUUGAAGAAGCUGGAGAAGCUGGUCCUGGACGGGCCGGCGCAGUCUAACGGCCAGUGUCUCAGCGUGGAGACGCUGCUGGACAUCCUGGUCUGCCUCUACGACGAGUGCAACAACUCUCCAAUUAGGAGAGAGAAGAACAUCCUGGAGUUCCUGGAAUGGGCCAAACCCUUCACUUCCAAAGUGAAGCAGAUGCGCCUGCAUAAGGAGGACUUUGAGAUCCUGAAGGUGAUUGGACGAGGAGCGUUUGGAGAGGUUGCGGUUGUGAAAGUGAGAAACACUGACAAGGUGUUCGCCAUGAAGAUCCUCAACAAGUGGGAGAUGUUGAAGCGAGCCGAGACUGCGUGUUUCCGGGAGGAGCGGGACGUGUUGGUAAACGGGGACUGCCAGUGGAUCACCACCCUGCACUACGCCUUCCAGGACGACAAUAAUCUGUACCUGGUCAUGGACUACUAUGUGGGUGGAGAUCUGCUGACUCUGCUCAGUAAGUUCGAGGACCGGCUGCCGGAGGAGAUGGCCAAGUUCUACCUGGCUGAGAUGGUGCUGGCCAUCGACUCGGUUCACCGGCUCCACUAUGUGCACAGGGACAUCAAGCCCGACAACAUUCUGCUGGAUAUGAACGGCCACAUCCGCCUGGCCGACUUCGGCUCCUGCCUCAAGCUCAUGGAGGACGGCACAGUGCAGUCCUCUGUGGCAGUGGGGACUCCCGACUACAUCUCCCCAGAAAUACUCCAGGCCAUGGAGGAUGGGAAGGGCAAGUAUGGACCUGAGUGCGACUGGUGGUCCCUGGGCGUGUGCAUGUAUGAAAUGCUGUACGGCGAGACUCCUUUCUACGCAGAGUCCCUGGUGGAGACCUAUGGGAAGAUCAUGAACCACAAGGAGCGCUUCCAGUUCCCCCAGCAGGUCACAGACGUGUCGGAGGACGCCAAGGAUCUGAUCCGCAGGCUCAUUUGCAGUCGAGAGCACCGAUUGGGUCAGAACGGCAUUGAGGACUUCAAGCACCACCCCUUCUUCGUCGGCAUUGAUUGGGAAAACGUUCUGUCGUGUGAGGCCCCCUACAUCCCAGAGGUCAGCAGCCCGACCGACACCUCCAACUUCGAUGUGGACGAUGACUGCUUGAAGAACUCGGAGACCAUGCCCCCUCCCUCUCACACUGCCUUCUCGGGCCACCACCUGCCCUUUGUGGGCUUCACCUACACCAGUAAAUGUUCCCUGUCCGACCGGGCCUGCCUUCGACAGCUGGCGGGGGAGCCGGGUAAGGUGGGCCGGGACCAGUUGGACCUGGAUGUCCAGCGCAGCCUGGAGGACAGCCUGGCCACAGAGGCCUAUGAGAGGAGGAUCGGCCGCCUGGAACAGGAGAAAGUAGAGCUGUGCCGCAAACUGCUAGAGGCGACUCAGACGGUGCAGGCGCUGCAGCACCCAACAGGUGAGGGCCCUCCCAGUGCAAACAAGGAGGUGGAGAUCAGGAGUCUGAAGAGUGAGAUCGACAUCCUCAAGAAACAGAUCGCUGACUCGGGCCAACUAGAGAAGCAGCUGGAGGACGUGUCUCUGGCCCGCAGGGACCUGGAGGACUCUUCAAAACACGUCAAGACGUUGGAGAGACGGGUGAAGAGCGUUGCACAGGAAAAGGAUGACAUGCACAAGGAUCUUCUGGAAGCCACUGAAAAGCUGAAGUCUCAGUCCAAGGAGCUGAAGGAAGCCCACAGCCAGAGGAAACUGGCCAUGCAGGAGUUUUCUGAGCUUAACGAGAGACUCACCGACCUCCGGUCUGUGAAGCAGCGCCUGGUUCGCCAGCUGCGUGACAAGGAGGAGGAGAUGGAGAGCCAGGGGCAGAAGGUCGAGGCUCUCCGCCUUGAGGUGCGAAAGGCUGAGAGAGCCAAGAAGGAGAUGGAGGUGCAGGCCGAGGAGCAGGCAGCGGAGGCUCAGAAGGAGAGGAAGCUGAGGGAGCGUAACGAGCAGUACAGCCGACAGCUGGAGGAGGACCUUGAAGGGCUUAAAUUGAAGCAGGCCGGCUCCUCUGCAGCCCCAGCCUCGGCAGACCAGACCCAGGAGGUGGGCCGCCUGCGGGGUGACCUGGAGAAGAAGACGCUCCUGUACGAGGAGGAGCUGGCGCGCAGGGAGGCGCAGCACGCCACCGAGCUGAAGACCCUGCGCAAAGAGCUGCGGGACGCUGAGGGUCAACACGUGGCCCUGCAGAAAGAGAUCCUCAUGCUUAAAGACAAGCUGGACAAGACGCGCCGAGAGAGCCACAGCGAGCGGGAGGAGUUUGAGACGGAGUACAAGCAGAAGUACGAGAGGGAGAGAGUCCUGCUCACUGAGGAGAAUAAGAAGCUGUCCACUGAACUGGAUAAGCUGACCAGCAUGUUUGAGAAGGUCAACGGCUCCAACAGGCAGCUGGAGGACGAGAUGAGGGAGCUGGCAGACAAAAAAGAAAGUGUAGCUCACUGGGAGGCGCAGAUAACAGAAAUAAUCCAAUGGGUGAGUGACGAGAAGGAUGCCCGGGGCUACCUCCAGGCUCUGGCUACCAAGAUGACAGAAGAGCUGGAAGGACUGAGAAACACCAGCCUGGGAGCCAGAUCCACAGAUAUGCCGUGGAAGAUGCGACGCUUUGCCAAGCUGGACAUGUCAGCCCGCCUGGAGCUGCAGUCUGCCUUAGAUGCUGAGAUUAAAGCCAAGCAGAGCAUCCAAGAUGAAUUGAACAAGGUCAAGGCCAACAACAUGUCCACAGAAUGUAAACUGCAGGACGUGGAGGGCAAAAACCAGGAGCUGCUGGCCGAGAUAGAGCGGCUGAAGAAAGAGACCGAGGAGCUGCGGCUACGAAGGGGUGUCAAGCACCAGGAUUCCCAGAAUUCCUUCUUGGCUUUCCUCAACGCGCCCACCUCCGCACUCGACCAGUUCGAUCGCUCGCCAUCCGUUGGCCCGGCGAGCAAAGGCAGACGCAUGGACUCCAUGGAUAACUUCACCCCCUCCAACACUCCAUCCAGGGAAGAUGACCCGAAGUCCCACCUCAAGUCCCGCUCGCGCUCCCCCUCCAUGGCGAGUGAUGUGGAGCCCAUAGAGUUGAUGGACCACCCUCCCCGCACAGGGCAGACCCCCACCAUGCGCUCCGGAGGGUACGGCAGCAUUGGACGCUCCUCUCCCAAGCCCAAAGCACACCAGUUUGUGGUGAAGUCAUUCAGCACACCCACUAAGUGUAACCAGUGCACCUCCCUCAUGGUGGGCCUCAUACGUCAAGGAUGCACCUGUGAAGUGUGUAACUUCUCCUGCCAUGUGACCUGUGCGGACAAGGCUCCAGCCGUGUGUCCCGUUCCCCAGGACCAGACCAAGGGCCCGCUGGGUAUCGACCCGCAGAAGGGGAUUGGUACUGCGUAUGAAGGGCACGUCAGGGUGCCCAAACCGACAGGCGUUAAGAAGGGUUGGCAAAGAGCGAUGGCGGUGGUGUGUGACUUCAAGCUGUUCCUCUACGAACUGGGAGAAGGAAAAGCCACGCUACCAAGUGUAGUAGUCAGCCAAGUGAUAGACAUGAGGGAUGAAGAGUUCUCAGUCAGUUCUGUCUUGGCCUCCGAUGUCAUCCACGCCAGCCGCAAAGAUAUCCCUUGUAUAUUCCGAGUGACAGCAUCCCAGCUCUCCCACUCGAGCAACCACAAGCCCUCCAUCCUGAUCCUGGCCGACAGCGAUCAGGAGAGGAACAAAUGGGUGGGUCUCCUCAACGAGCUCCACCGCAUCCUCAAGAAGAACAAGCUGAAGGAGCGCUUCGUCUACGUCCCCAAGGAGGCUUACGACAGCACGCUGCCGCUCAUCAAGACGACGCAGUCUGCUGCCAUCAUAGAUCACGAGCGCGUCGCCCUGGGCAACGAGGAAGGCCUCUUUGUCAUCCAUGUCACCAAAGAUGAAAUAAUCCGUGUGGGGGACAACAAGAAGGUGCACCACAUCGACCUGAUUCUCCAGGAGCAGCUGCUGGCGGUCAUCUCCGGUAGGAACCGCCACGUCCGUCUCUUCCCCACGCAGGCCUUGGACGGCCGCGAGACCGAUUCCUACAAGCUGGCUGAGACCAAAGGCUGCCAGAGCAUCGUCUCCGGGCCCGUCCGCAACGGCUCGCUCACCUGCCUGUGCGUGGCCAUGAAGAGACAAAUCAUAUGCUACGAGGUGAAUAAGAGUAAAGGACGUCACCGUCGGCUCCGCGAGGUGCAGGCCCCGGGGCCGGUGCAGUGGAUGGGUCUGCUCAGUGAGCGCCUCUACGUGGGCUACCAGUCCGGCUUCACCCGCUACAGUGUCCAUGGAGACAUGGCCCCUGUCAACCUGCUCCACCACGAGGACCACACCCUGGCCUUCAUCCCCCAGCAGAGCCUGGAAGCCCUCUGCGCCGUGGAGAUCUCCAGCAAAGAGCUGCUGCUGUGCUUCAGCUCCAUCGCCGUGUACGUGGACUCCCAGGGCCGCAGGUCGCGUCAGCAGGAGCUGAUGUGGCCAGCUGUUCCCAACUCCGCCUGCUACAACGCCCCCUACCUGUCUGUGUACAGCGAGAACGCCGUUGACGUGUUUGACGUCAACACCAUGGAGUGGAUUCAGACCAUCCCUCUCAAGAAGGUGCGACCCCUGAACGUCGACGGCUCUCUGAACCUUCUGGGACUGGAAACAGUGCGACUCAUCUAUUUCAGAAACAAGAUGGCCGAGGGCGAUGAGCUGGUGGUCCCAGAGACGUCGGAUAACAGCAGGAAGCAGAUGGUGCGCAGCAUGAACAACAAGAGGCGCUUCUCCUUCAGGGUGCCGGAGGAAGAGCGGCUCCAGCAGAGGAGAGAGAUGCUGCGUGAUCCGGAGAUGAGGAACAAGCUCAUCUCCAACCCCACCAACUUCAACCACGUGGCCCACAUGGGGCCAGGAGACGGGAUCCAGAUCCUGAAAGACCUGCCCAUGAACCUCCGUGUUCAGGAGAGCCGCGCCGGCUUCAGUGCUUCCGUCAGCAUCCCCUCCAUCACCAAGAACCGCGGCGAGCCGGGCCGCUCCAUGAGCGCCAGCAGCGGGCUGGGCAUACGCUCGUCCUCCCAGAACGGCAGCGCGCUGCGCCGAGAGCUGUCCGGGGGCAGCUACGGAUCCAAGCGGCAGACCAUGACCUCUCCCUCUGAGAGCUCCCUGUCCUCUGGCGGGGGCAUGGACUGUGGUGACGCUCCGCUGUCCCAGUUUGACAGAGAGUGGCAGGCGGUCUCACCGUCGGAGAAGACCCCCGAUCUGAAAAGGGCUUUAAGGACCCUGCUUAGUAAGAUGAAGGAUUCAGACUCGCCGCGCCAUUCCACGGCUUCCAACAGCUCCACCUUCAGCAGCCCUCCCAGUCCGGCCUCCCCCCACAAGGCCAAGUCCCUGUCCCUGGAGAGCACAGACCGCAUGGGCUGGGACACAUGAGCCUCCGUCAGCCCCCAAACUCCACCGACAGCACAGACUCCAAAAAAUCCCUCCUCUUCCUCCUCCGCCCAUCGCUUUCUCUCUGAAUAUCCCCCCCCCCCCCAGUGCCCAGAUAACUGCACCCACUUCUGCACCUUCCCUCUGUCCCUGGUCGCAGGCGGAGACACGGACAGAGACGAUACGAGUGGUGAUGUACAUCAGUGUGUGUGUAGGAAAAAAGCUCCCGACUGCAGCGUGUUCUUUCUGUCUGUGCCCCCCCCCCCCCCCCUCUAAAUGCAACAAGAGGAGUAUCUGGAGAGAACGUACUUGUACAUAGGACCCUUUGGGUUUUGGGGACAAUACUUUAAUUUAUUUAUCAAUCUUAGAGAAGGAAAAGUAGGUUUGCUUCAUGGCCGACUCAGGCGGGUGGCGCUUAACCCGUCCUCACCCCCCCCCCCCCCUGCUUUCUCUUUGGUUGCUGCAGAAAUUGAAAUUGUCAAAAAAAAGAAAAGAAGGCAAUGCUCUUUAUUUUUUAUUUUGCUCGUGGUAUUAACUGCAGUGACUUUAUAACAUUUUUUAUUUUGACCAUCGGCAACCAGCAGCGUUAACGUCGGCUCGAAUGACAUCAUCACAUCUCCUCUGACUCUCGCUCCCUGGAGUGACAUCAUCCAGUGUGACACCUCCCACUGUGCUGGACAACCAAACUGAACAGCUCGCAGGUUCCCAUGACGACGAUGUACAUAGGUUCAAAGUAGAGAGUAAUAUAUGAUACGGAGAAUACUGUACUACAGAGACAGAAGAUUCUUUUAUUUUCCAUGUGUUCCUUCUGAGUUGUAUUCACACAUUUAGGCCAUUUUAAACCAGUUUCUUUUUUUUACCGUGCGAUUUUAAAUUGGUUUGUUUUUUAUUGUGUGUUUCCUCCACUCGGUUUGCGUUUGUGUGAAGAACCCUCUGCUGCCCGUGCUGUCAGGUGAACGAAUUAUCACGUGACGAAGUCCUUCCACUGAACGAGAGAGAGACUUUGGUUGAUCGGUUCACUACAAAAGGAGCAUUAGUCAGACUUCUUGAUUUCAACACUAAAAUGCGAAUGUAUUCACUCAAACACUAGCAGCGCUUGUCUUGAUGAAAUGAGCGGAGUGCGUCCUGUGGUCUGUGGAUGAUGUCAUCUCUAACCCUCCAGGCGCCAGUGAGUGGAAGGGAAGGAGCAGUGCUGAACACGACCCAUCCUCCACUUUAUUCCCGCCGUUUGAAACAAAGCUGCUCUAUAAACCCAUUCCAAGUAUUUCUUAUUUUGAAGUAUUCCAUUUCUCAUGCAGAGCCGGGAGGUGGGAUGUGUUUCCUUCCAAACAACCACCUUUUAAAGCGGGAGUUUCUGCACAAUGUAUUAGCUACGGGAAGCUGGGGGGUGAGUGUUUUAUCAGCCAUCAUUGUACAGACACAGUGAGAGUCACAUGACCGAUAAAGAGAGGGGAGGAGAAACUCAGGAAACGUCAGGACCAAUGAAUUCUUUUCAUUUGGGUGGAUGAAGGAGUGACUGACAGGUGAAUCUGGCUCCAGGUGAAUCGUGCAGUACAUGUGACCCGGGGGGAGCCGACUGGAAGAUAAACGGUUUUCGGGGGGAGGAAGAAAAUAAUGAAUCAAACGCCUUUGCAUUUCAGUGAGGUCUUAUCUACAGAACCUUCCAUAUUAUUUUGCUCUUUCAUAUCAUAUUGCAUUUUGUUUUUCUUUCUAGGAUUGCUUUGUAAUAAUUUGUACAGUUUUGCAUGUUUUAGAUGUAAUCAUUUGUUUUUUGGUUUGUUUUACUUGGACGUGCUCCCUUUUGAACAGUUUUACUGAGGAUAACCCACUACAGGAGAUGUAGAUUCUUUUUUGCACAAAAAAAAUAUUUAAGGUGUAAGGUCAAACAAAAAUAAUGUAUGGAACUGGCUGCCACACCUCUGGAGAACUAUUAACCUGACUCCGAUGUAUUUCAAUAAAGCGGAGGGCUGUUACAAAUAUAAA
Molecule: messenger RNA, 8630 nt
Organism: Pungitius pungitius (ninespine stickleback)
Lineage: Eukaryota; Metazoa; Chordata; Actinopteri; Perciformes; Gasterosteidae
Gene: cdc42bpab
Product: CDC42 binding protein kinase alpha (DMPK-like) b
Exons: 43
Coding region: 1242-6650 (1802 amino acids)
Biological process (GO): actomyosin structure organization; peptidyl-threonine phosphorylation
Cellular component (GO): cytoskeleton; cytoplasm; actomyosin
Molecular function (GO): ATP binding; protein serine/threonine kinase activity
Source: RefSeq, a predicted model, not a curated record